AUGGGCACUCAUUCACUCUAUCACUUAGUAAUAUUAUUAGAGGAAACUAAGAAGAAAUUAUCAAAAUCGCUUUCAUACAGUUCUCCAUCCUUACCGUAUCCAUUUAUUAUUCGGAAGUCGCUAAAAAAGGCUAGGCACUCCGAAUUAAAUACUCCAGAUAUUCAAGGUAGCAGGCAAUUUAAUCAAAUUACUGUGGAGACGUAUACAAUGGAUACCUCAGAGUCGUGGGAUCUAGACAAUUGCGAAGAGAUAAGUUUUCUGUCGGGUAAUCCAACAGUCGAAACCACUGAAGGUAUCAUACAUAUAUACAAAAAUCAGAGAGAAGUUCCACGAUGUAAUGACAUGGUUACGAGCACUGUGCUAUGUUUCUUUUCUGUACCAUCUCAUAUAACAGUGAAAGACUUACUGAGGUUUAUUUCACCUAUGCGUAAUGUGAUUGUAGAGCUGAAAAUCGUAAAGGAUAGUACUCCAAAUCAGUAUAUGGCAUUGAUAAAGUUUCGUACACCUGAAGACACAGGCCAUUUUUAUGAUACUUACAAUGGCACUUCUUACAAUACUUUGGAACAAGAAGCGUGCCAACUAAUGUAUGUCUCACAUGUAGAGAUCACGCACCCUUCUACAGGCGUUGCAUUUCCCACCAAAGAUUUAAGGGAGUUGCCUUCUUGUCCGGUGUGUUUGGAGCGUCUGGAUGAACCCGUGCAAGGGAUACUGACUACGAUUUUAUGUAACCACACAUUCCAUGAUGGGUGUAUUUCACAGGUAGAAGAUACCAUUUGCCCAGUUUGCCGUUAUGUCCAGUCACCUGAAAUGCUCUCUGACAGUCAGUGUGCAGACUGUGAUAUAAGAGAAAACUUAUGGAUUUGUCUCAUAUGUGGUCAUGUUGGUUGUGGUCGUUAUGGUCAAAAACAUGCACAGGUGCAUUUUGAGGAAACAGGACAUACAUUCGCCUUAGAGCUCGGCAAAACUUUGGUCUGGGAUUACGCCGAUGAUGCAUAUGUUCAUCGGCUGGCUGUUAAUCAUGAGGAUGGCAAAUUAGUUCAGCUUGGACCCAAUAAUGAAACUGGUAACAAAAAGCUAGAUAUAAUUAGCAUGGAAUUCAGUGCCAUCUUAACAAGUCAACUGGAAUCACAACGUGCAUACUUCGAGUCCCAACUGGAUUUAAUAACUACUCAGUCAAAUGUUCGUCUCGAAGAGAUGGAAUCCCGUGUCGAAUCUGCCUUAUCUGCUGCGCAAACAGCCGAAAAGAAACUCUCUGAAGUCAUAAAAGAGAACUUAGUCAUCAGUCGUAAAUUGCAACAAGCAACAUCACUAGCUCAACGUUUACAAAAGGAUUUGGAAGAAGAACGUGCUUUAAAUCGAAGUUUACUUAUAAAUGAGAAAACCUGGCGUGAAAGAACAGAACAAGCGGAAUCGGAAGCGAAAACAGCUCGUGCAGAAUGUAGGGAAUUACUAUUAAACUUGGAAUUACGAGAUAAAUUAAAUGAAUUAAACACAAAUAAAGAGCUGACAAAAGAUGAACUCGAAACAUGUGAAAUCUCUUUGCAACCCAGUAGUUCACAAAAAGCAAGUCGAAGACGACGUAAACGCUAG
This is a messenger RNA of Schistosoma curassoni, 1590 nucleotides long. The record is from the annotation of a GenBank genome assembly. NCBI's taxonomy places the organism in Eukaryota, Metazoa, Platyhelminthes, Trematoda, Strigeidida, Schistosomatidae.